GGGACGUUAGGUGAGCCGGUCAACACGAGAAUGCCUUUUUCACCGUAUAUUCUAUUCCUUGGAAUAAAAAAAAGCAGAAGGAGGAGAUGACUACCGCUACUGUUUGCUCGCUUGAUAUUGCUGCUUCUUCUUCGACUCACACCAUCACGACUAGGAGCAGGCAGCAGGCAGCAAGCUGCUCAAAAAGCUCGAACCGUCAUUUGUCAAUCGUCCGGGAAACGAAAUUUGUUUGUAGUCGAUACGUUGUUUAUUCGUUGAACAGUCUAUCGAGAAUACAGACGUUUUUUAUUCUCUUUGCGGUAACGCUUUCGUUUAUUGAACGGUUUAUUGAACCUCGAUCAAAGCCAGAGAGAUAAUCCGUUAGAUAUCUCGAUAAUCGCGGAUGUUUACAAUUUGAAAAAACUUUCUUCACCCGACGAAUAAGGAAAAUCGGGAUGAACGGAUCUUGGAUUUUCAUCCUGGGAGUUUUGGGUUUAGCGACAACGAGUUGUUUGGGCUUCACCGUUCAGAGAUCGAAUCUAGAAUCAUUCGGUUCUCGCAAUUGGUCUCAACCGAUUUUCCACCUAAAUCAACGAAAUUCAGUCGAGAAGAUCUUCAACGAUGAUAUUGAAAAUAUUUUGCGAGACUCUGAGAUGCGACGUUUCGUCAAAGUACCAGAGAAAAAAUGUUCGGCUUCCUCGGAGAACCCGCAGCGUCUCAAACGAUCGCAUGAUCUUUCGAACGCUACGCAUCGUUCAGUAAUUGUUGAAAAAGUUGUAAAUGAGCUUAAAGACUCAACGAUCGAGCCGGUGGAUGUGGAACUCAAAACUUCGGGUUCGACAAGCGGGGCGUUAUCGAACGAGCUGAAAAAUUCGGGAUCUCCGAUUGGAAUGUCCGUAAAAGAGGCGCCAAUCCCAGAUUCAACUAUCGUUGCCUUGUCCGAGGAAACUAACACUUCGGAAAUAACCAGUGUGUCGUUGCCAAAAAAGAAAAAUCAUUCAACAUUGACUAUCGUACCAGCGCCCAAAGAAGUGAAAUCAUUCAAAGCACCGAUUGAAACUAUUCGCACUGAAUCGAAAACGAAACUGGAUUUACCCCUUGAAAAAAGCGUCGUUAGUCAGACGCCAAAGAAUGUCGUUCUCUUGCUCAUCGAUUAUUCCAGAGCGACACUAGAACAUUAUUUCAAAUUUACCGAAAUUGUUCGCAAGUUCGCCGUUCAUGGAUUCUUAUCGAAUUGUCCCAAGUCUUCUUUUGAGGAUCCCGUAUCUGCCCAUAAAUUCGAAGGGGUGUGCGAUUGUGAUUAUUCUCUCCGAGCUAACAUUCGAUCACUGUUAUAUUGGGCUCAACACAAGGAAAUGACGAUAGGUGCCGUCUCGAGUAUAAAUUUUUCGAUCCCUCUGCCUCUCGGUUACGAAAUCCCAUCGGUCCAAUUGGCUAAAGAGUUCGAGGAUAACGGGGAAACGAAGAAAUUUCAUCAAGAAAUACCGCGUUCAAAUUCCGAAUCGAACCAGGUCUGGCGAUUGAUCGAUAUUGAAAAACAAUCGAUUAGUGGCAAAGAAUCGUCACCUCCCCAUUCAGCGAAUCCAGGCAUUAGAACUUUGUCCAAACAUGAGCAGGGUCUCAAUGGAUUUGAUGGAAUGUCGAAUAUUCUUGACAUGCUCUCAAGAAUUAGAGUUGCAUUCUUUCGUAUAUUGCUCGAGAGCCUUGGCAACAUGACCGCGACAGAAGACGAGCUCAACGGAAAAAGAUCACUUCCGUUGGAGGCCAGUUUUGUUGAAAUAUUGACCGAUGCUAUUCGAGAAUUCAAAAUGAUGCGGAACAACAAUGGUUUUGUACUCGUUGCCGCAGCACCGCGAAAUGAAUGGUCCCAUGCGAUCGACGUUCUCCAGCACGAGAUAUUGACCAAAGAUACAUUGCUCGUGGUUUCCGGUAUUUGUUCUCCCACCAACGAUCGUACGCCUUUCUUCGCGCACGGUCCCGGUGAAAGAUUGUUCAAAGAUGCUCGUGUGAUUUCGGAUCUUCCUGAACUGGUUAAACGUGCAAUGACCGAUGGAUGUUUAGAAAAAAGUUGUAAGAAACAGCGUUUCGAUACACCAGUGGCUCUUUCCUCUCCGGAAUUGUCGUCUUCUCCUUACCAACUUCCACGCAAACGUGUUGGCAGAGAAUCGCGCAAAAAAAUCGCCGUGAAUGAGACCACGCCCACUAAUAUUACUUUAACGAAAAAGUCCGUCGAUAAGCAGGAAAGUGAUAUGGAAGUUAAACUUGAAAAUGGACAAGGAACAGGAGCUGCUGCCGAUAUUCGACUGGGCUUUGUAGCAAAAUUUUUAGGAAUUGCCAUGUCUCUUUUUACGAUGCUUGCGCUCGUUUCGCCCGAAAGUUGGAAGAUUCGACCACCUACUUUUGCAACGCUAAAAAACAUGCUGACUCACCGUCAUUUUUUUGCCCUCCUUUGAUCGUUGACCGACACACAACGAUUCGAGCUAAACAUUGCAUGCCUGCUUGUCUCUCUGCAAUC
Venturia canescens is the source of this 2494-nucleotide messenger RNA. RefSeq lists its product as uncharacterized. Lineage: Eukaryota; Metazoa; Arthropoda; Insecta; Hymenoptera; Ichneumonidae. The coding region runs from base 435 to 2432 and encodes 665 amino acids. The record is from RefSeq and is a predicted model, not a curated record. The transcript is spliced from 8 exons.